Messenger RNA from Nematocida major, 2520 nucleotides. RefSeq lists its product as uncharacterized. Lineage: Eukaryota; Fungi; Microsporidia. The record is from RefSeq and is a predicted model, not a curated record. The coding region runs from base 1 to 2520 and encodes 839 amino acids. The transcript has a single exon.
AUGAGAUUGCGUUUUGGAGGAUUAUUAUGCGGACUGCUUGCAGCCGUGCAGAUAGCAAAAUGCAUAUACAUGACGCACAAAGAGAUGCUGGAGUGCCAGAACAAGGAGGUGGGCCACGUGGGCGGAAAGCCCGUGUAUGUGAACACGUGCUGGGGCGGGCACCCGGUGUGCAUAGCGCAGAUUUGCCGGCUGGGACAUGCGUACAAAAUGCGGGCGUACUCGUGCAAGGUGAAAACAAGCUUCAGUCUGGUGCCGGACAGGCACUUAGACAAGCAUAUAUAUACGAGAGAGCCGGAGAAGGACGGGCUGAAUAUGAGAGCGAAUUCUCGCAAGGGUAGAUACGAUAUGAUGUUCCACUACAUGCUGCUGCUGAUGUUUGGGCUGCGGAGAUCCAGCGGGCCGGAGUACGACUGCCUGACAGUUGAGUGCGCGCGACAAGACUCUUUUACUCAGUUCCUCCGGAAGAGCUGCAAAACGCAAACAGAGGCGCACUAUGUGCUGGCAGCGCUGCUGCUCCUGAGCGAGGGCGUCGACGUGCCGAUUCAGCUGGAUAGAGACAAAGACCGUGUGAUUAUAAGAAAAAGAAAAGGCAUUUUGGUUGAUGCUUGCAUAGGAGGGCCCGCUUUAGGCAUCAGGAAUACGCAGUUUUCCGAGGCUUGGCACGUGGUAGACUUCUUCAUGCAGUACACGGACACAUACAAGAUGCCAAGCACGUAUGAGGGCUUCCAAAAGGGCGACUUUCUGGAGAGCCCGCAGCUCCUUAUUCUCACGUACAUAGGCGAGUACGUGAAAAACGCCGAAGAGCUUAUGUCUGUGAUGGAGUGUGCGUUCAAGCUUGUGGAGGGCAUGGGCUUGGCUGAGAGAAUAGAGGACCCGGACAGCGUGGUCAGCCGGCUGUUUGUGCCUGCGAGCCGGCUGCCCGAGGCCCAGGCGUAUCUCGCGCCAUUUCUAGAGACGUUUCCUACUUUAACGGCCUUGGAGCGUUUUGAAGAGUUUAAGAGCUUUCAAAACGAAGUAAGGAUGGCAGUCCAAAAAAAAGAUGCCCCAGAUGAAGAGAAGGAGUACUUUGACGACCGCGGCACAAACUGCAGGUUUAUUGGAGAGUGCUUGCUCUUGCCGUUUCUUGCGCUUGACUCCGAAAACCACGCGUACAGCCUGGAGGGCCUUCUGAGCGGGGAUAAGAAAACGGAGGAGGUGGAAAAAACCAGGGCAUUUUUUGGUGAGCUGCAGGCGUGCAUUGAAAAAAAGUGCUGCUCUUUCGGGUGUCCCAAUGACACACAACAGCAGAGGUACAGGAACCUGUGGCUCAAGAUGAACACGCAGUUUAAGGAGGCGCUGGGGAAUGCCGCGCCGACAUUCCUAAACAAGAUGCGCGUGCUUGCGCAGAUGGCUGGGCGGCCGCAGACCGUGGUGGACGAGCUGGCAGCGCACCAGGCGGCCAUGGAUGCGAAAAGAAGCACAGAGCUGACCCCCAAGGCGAUCGAGAGCGUUCAGGCGCUGCUGCGCUCGAUAGCAGUGGACAAGCGCGUGAAGGUGAUCAUUCAGAAGCAAUCAAAGGGCUCUGAGCCCGAAGGCUAUCUUCUUACAGUAAAGUAUGCGGAAAUAGGCCAAGCCCACUCGCAAACUCUAAUGCUGUCAUUUUGUAAAAAAGAUUUCUCGGGCAUAAUACUGUCGCUGCCAGACUUGAGCGCUUCUGACAAAUUGCAGGAAAAGCUGGACGUGGCGCCCGCAAAAUACAGGCAGCAUGAGCGGUUUUCGAGCUUUGUGCUUGCGGAGUGCAUGCACCAGAUGGCGAUAGGGAUAGCCGCGCAGAGCCUUCCAUACUCAAUAACCAAUGCGCUGCGGGAGGCCGCGAGAAAGGCUGUCGAGCACAGUGCAGACAAGCCGAAUAGGGUGCUUUUAGCGCUGCCGGCUGCGGGCAAGGACAUCAGAAAAGAGCUUGUCUCUGCGCUUGUGCUGUAUGCUGAGCAGAAUAAGAUUGCGCUGACUCCAGAACACGCAAUAAGCCGGCUGGUUGCAAACGUGAUAGGGAGCAUCGACCUUAGCGCCAUGGCAGCGCAGUAUAGGAUCUUGGGGGUGCCUGUGGUCACCUGGACUCUGCAUAAAUUGUGCCCAAGGGUACAGCUGUCUAGCAAGCUGCAUCGGGAGAUUUGGUGUUCGCAGAAAUUUGCCAAAUAUGACGGGCUGUAUUCCGCCAAAAAGGCGGAAAUGCUUACACACAAAAGCAUAAUGCAGUAUUUCCGGAAAUACGCCAUGAAGACAGGCAAGCCUCUGUACAUGUGCGAGAUGCUGCAAGAUGCUGCUAAGAGGUGGUCAAUUAGUUGCGCGUGGGUAUUUGCGGCCAAUCCGCGGGAAGUGCUGAAAGAGAUCUGCGUUCUUUUGCGGGAAGAGCACACGGGGGAGGAUUUGCAGAGGGCCGAGGCUCUGAUUGCGCAGCUGCAGCAGGCCUGGGAGGAACGCUUCCCGUGUAAGAAGAGGCUGCCGCAAAUGCAGUGUGAGGAUUUUGUCGGCAGUGUUUGA